ACGAGCCGCGCCGCAGGUGACCGAGUCCGGGAGAAGGAGGGGUUGGGGGGAGUGUAUAUACCGCAUCCCUGGUUCUGACAGCGGGAGGCGAAAAAUAAAAACAAUUAAAAAAAACCCAACAACAAAACAAACGCCGGGAGGACUACAGGCCCGCGUCCCCUCCCCCAACCCAACAUGAGCAUCUCCCUCUCCGCCUCUGAGCACUGAGGAGGAGCCCGGCGCGGGCAGCCGGAGAUGCCCCAGGAGGCGGCUUAGGGGGCGCGGGCUCCGGACUGGGGAGCCCCAGGAUAGGCCUGGAGAUGGCGGCUCGGAGCGCCCCGAACUGCCACCUGCGGCUGGAGUGGGUGUACGGCUACCGUGGCCACCAGUGCCGCAACAACCUCUACUAUACGGCCGCCAAGGAGAUCGUCUACUUCGUGGCCGGGGUCGGCGUCGUGUACAGCCCCCGCGAGCAUCGGCAGAAGUUCUACCGGGGACACAGCGACGACAUCAUCAGCCUUGCAUUGCAUCCUGAACGAGUGUUGGUGGCAACUGGACAAGUUGGGAAAGAACCGUAUAUCUGUGUUUGGGACUCAUAUACGGUGCAAACUGUAUCAGUGCUUAAGGAUAUUCAUACACAUGGCAUAGCUUGCUUAUCAUUCGACUUGGAAGGGCAACGCUUAGUAUCUGUUGGACUGGAUUCAAAAAAUGCAAUAUGUGUUUGGGAUUGGAGAAAAGGAAAAAUGUUAUCUAUGGCUCCUGGACAUACAGACAGAAUAUUUGAUAUUUCUUGGGACUUGUAUCAACCAAAUAAACUUGUCAGUUGUGGUGUAAAACAUAUUAAGUUCUGGAGUUUGUGUGGAAAUUCUUUGACUCCAAAGCGAGGUGUCUUUGGUAAGGCCGGUGAUCUUCAGACAAUACUGUGCCUUGCCUGUGCAAGAGAGGAAUUAACAUAUUCUGGUGCCCUCAAUGGGGAUGUCUAUGUAUGGAAAGGAAUCAAUCUUAUACGUACAAUACAGGGAGCACAUACAGCAGGAAUUUUCAGUAUGAAUGCAUGUGAGGAAGGCUUUGCUACUGGUGGCAGAGAUGGUUGUAUUCGUCUCUGGGAUUUAACUUUUAAACCAAUUACUGUAAUUGAUCUCAGGGAAACAGACCAGGGAUACAAAGGUUUGUCUGUCAGGAGUGUUUGUUGGCGUGGAGAUCAUAUCCUAGUUGGAACACAAGAUAGUGAAAUUUUUGAAAUUGUGGUGCAUGAACGAAAUAAGCCUUUCCUCAUUAUGCAGGGACACUGUGAAGGUGAACUUUGGGCCUUGGCAGUGCACCCAACUAAGCCUCUGGCUAUGACUGGAAGUGAUGAUCGCUCAGUCAGGAUAUGGAGCCUGAUAGAUCAUGCAUUAAUAGCAAGAUGUAAUAUGGAGGAGCCAAUUCGUUGUGCAGCUGUUAGUAUAGAUGGAAUUCAUCGCCUUGGAAUGAAGGAUGGUUCUUUGACUGUACUUCGAGUAAGAGAUAUGACAGAAGUCGUUCAUAUUAAAGAUAGAAAGGAAGCUAUUCAUGAACUAAAAUAUUCACCAGAUGGAACUUUCCUUGCUGUUGGAUCAAAUGACAGCUCAGUUGAUAUUUAUGGAGUUGUCCAGCGGUACAAAAAAGUUGGAGAAUGUGUUGGAUCUCUUAGUUUCAUUACUCAUUUGGAUUGGUCUUCAGACAGUAGAUAUUUACAGACCAAUGAUGGAAGUGGAAAAAGACUAUUUUAUAGGAUGCCAAGUGGAAAAGAAGUGACAAAUAAAGAAGAAAUGAAAGGUGUUCAAUGGGCUUCAUGGACUUGUGUUUCAGGCCUUGAGGUUAAUGGAAUUUGGCCUAAGUAUUCUGAUAUCAAUGAUAUAAAUUCUGUAGAUGGAAAUUUUAUUGGCCAAGUUUUAGUUACAGCUGAUGACUAUGGAAUUAUAAAACUAUUCCGAUAUCCUUGUUUAAGAAAAGGAGCCAAGUUUAAAAAAUACAUUGGUCAUUCAGCUCAUAUAACCAAUGUUAGAUGGUCACAUGAUUAUCAGUGGGUUAUUUCUAUUGGUGGAGCAGAUCACUCUGUUUUUCAGUGGAAGUUUAUUCCCGAGAGAAAACUGAAGGAUUCCCUUCAUAUAGCACCACAAGAAAGUCUAGCUGACUCUAAUAGUGAUGAGUCAGAUUCAGAUCAGUCUGAUGUUCCAGAACUGGACUCUGAAAUUGAACAAGAGACUCAGAUCACAUAUCAUCGACAGGUUUACAAAGAAGAUCUACCUCAACUUAAAGAGCAGUACAGAGAGAAACACAAAAGUGCUACAUCUAAAAGAAGAGUACAAGCCCCAGGACAGAGUAUACGGUUACAUUUUGUGCAUGGUUACAGAGGCUAUGAUUGUCGAAGUAAUCUAUUUUACACUCAGAUUGGUGAAAUUGUGUACCAUGUUGCAGCUGUGGGUGUGAUUUAUAAUCGACAACAAAAUACACAACGAUUUUAUCUGGGUCAUGAUGAUGACAUUCUCUGUCUGGCAAUUCAUCCUUUAAAAGACUAUGUGGCAACAGGCCAGGUAGGUAGGGAUCCUUCAAUACACAUAUGGGAUACAGAGACCACUAGACCAUUGUCAAUAUUAAAGGGCUAUCAUCAAUAUGGUGUUUGUGCUGUAGACUUCUCAGCGGAUGGCAAACGUCUUGCAUCAGUUGGAAUAGACGAUAGUCAUACUAUUGUGUUAUGGGACUGGAAGAAAGGCGAGAAACUCUCAGUUACAAGAGGAAAUAAAGAUAAGAUUUUUGUUGUGAAGAUGAACCCUUAUAUGCCUGAUAAAUUGAUUACGGCUGGUAUUAAACACAUGAAAUUUUGGCGGAGAGCAGGGGGAGGAAUGAUUGGGAGAAAAGGCUACAUCGGUCCCCUAGGGAAAAGUGAUACAAUGAUGUGUGCAGUAUAUGGUUGGACUGAAGAUAUGGCAUUCUCUGGAACAUCAACAGGAGAUGUGUGUAUCUGGAAAGACAUUUUUCUCAUAAAAACUGUCAAAGCACAUGAUGGACCAGUAUUCAGUAUGCAUGCUCUGGAAAAGGGCUUUGUAACUGGAGGAAAAGAUGGAGUAGUUGCCCUCUGGGAUGAUUCCUUUGAAAGGUGCCUCAAAACCUAUGCCAUCAAAAGAGCUUCUUUAGCUCCAGGAUCUAAAGGUCUUCUUUUGGAAGACAACCCUUCUAUACGUGCCAUAUCAUUAGGUCACGGUCAUAUCUUAGUAGGCACAAAGAAUGGCGAAAUACUGGAGGUAGAUAAAAGUGGGCCAAUUACUCUGCUCGUUCAGGGACACAUGGAAGGAGAUGUGUGGGGUUUAGCUACCCAUCCUCAUUUGCCUAUUUGUGCAACUGUAAGUGAUGAUAAGACCUUAAGAAUAUGGGAUCUAUCUCCUAGCCAUUGUAUGUUAGCUGUCCGGAAACUGAAGAAGGGAGGAAGAUGCUGUUGUUUUUCUCCUGAUGGUAAAGCUUUAGCUGUAGGUCUCAACGAUGGAAGUUUUUUAAUAGUGAAUGCAGAUACCUUAGAAGAUCUUGUCUCCUUUCAUCACAGAAAGGAUGUUAUUUCAGAUAUUCGUUUUUCACCUGGUUCUGGAAAAUAUCUAGCCGUGGCAUCCUAUGACAGCUUUGUAGAUAUCUAUAAUGUCAUGAGUAGUAAGCGAGUAGGAAUCUGCAAAGGUGCUACCAGUUACAUAACACAUAUUGACUGGGAUUUAAGAGGAAAACUUUUACAGAUCAAUACUGGUGCUAAAGAACAAUUAUUCUUUGAAGCUCCCCGGGGAAAAAAACAGAUUAUUCCUAGUCUAGAGGUAGAAAAAAUUAGUUGGGCAUCAUGGACAAGUGUUCUUGGUUCUUGUUGCGAGGGAAUUUGGCCAAUAAUUGGAGAAGUCACAGAUGUAACUGCCUCUUGUCUCACAAGUGACAAUGUCGUUUUAGCUACUGGCGAUGAUUUUGGAUUUGUGAAGUUAUUUAGAUAUCCUGCCAAAGGGAAAUUUGGAAAGUUUAAGAAAUAUGUAGCCCAUAGUACACAUGUCACAAAUGUUCGCUGGACUUAUGAUGACAGUUUAUUGGUCACAGUAGGAGGUCCAGACACAUCUCUUAUGGUUUGGACUUAUGAAAUGGAAGGUUAUCGAGAAAAAAGACCAUGUGAUAGUGAGGAAUCUGAUAUAGAAUCUGAGGAAGAUGGAGGAUAUGAUAGUGAUGUUAUGAGAGAGAAUGAGAUUACUUACACCAUCAGAGCCUUAUCAACAAAUAUCCGGCCAAUGUUUGGAAUCAAGCCUCAUUUACAGCAAAAAGAACCUACAGUGGAUGAAAGGCAAGGCGUAGUCAAGGGUUCCAGACCACCAGUUAGUAGGGCAUUACCCCAGCCUGAAAAACUUCAGACAAAUAAUGUUGGCAAAAAAAAGAGACCUAUUGAGGAUCUCGUGUUGGAACUUGUUUUUGGCUAUCGAGGCAAAGAUUGCAGGAACAAUGUUCACUAUUUGAAUGAUGGCAAUGAUAUAAUUUACCACACUGCAUCUGUUGGGAUCUUACACAAUGUGGCAACAGGCUUUCAGAGUUUUUAUCAGGAACAUAAUGAUGACAUUCUAUGCCUUACUGUAAAUCAGCACCCCAAAUUUAUCAACGUAGUGGCAACUGGCCAAGUAGGAGACUCAGCAGACAUGUCAGCUACAGCUCCUUCUAUACACAUCUGGGAUGCAGUCAACAAGCAAACUUUGUCUAUCUUACGAUGUUACCAUUCAAAAGGUGUAUGUUCUGUUAGCUUUAGUGCUACUGGAAAACUGUUGCUGUCUGUGGGUCUGGACCCAGAACAUACCAUUACCAUUUGGAAAUGGCAAGAAGGUGCUAAAAUUGCCAGCAGAGCAGGUCACAACCAACGUAUUUUUGUGGCAGAAUUCAGACCAGAUUCAGAUACUCAGUUUGUUUCAGUAGGAGUGAAACAUGUAAGAUUCUGGACCUUAGCUGGAAGAGCUCUUCUUAGUAAGAAAGGAUUGUUAAGUACAAUCGAAGAUACCCGGAUGCAGACAAUGCUAGCUGUAGCUUUUGGAGCAAAUAACUUGACAUUUACAGGUACCAUCAGUGGAGAUGUCUGUGUGUGGAAAGACCAUGUUCUAUGUCGUAUUGUGGCCAAAGCUCAUAAUGGACCUGUCUUUGCGAUGUACACAACCCUUAGAGAUGGGCUUAUAGUCACUGGUGGCAAAGAAAGACCGUCAAAAGAAGGAGGAGCAGUUAAGCUUUGGGACCAGGAGCUAAGGCGCUGCCGUGCCUUCAGACUGGAGACGGGACAAAUUACAGAUUGUGUUCGCUCUGUGUGCAGAGGCAAAGGAAAGAUACUAGUUGGGACUAAGAAUGCUGAAAUAAUUGAAGUAGGAGAGAAAAACGCAGUUUGUAAUAUUUUAGUUAAUGGUCAUAUGGAUGGACCAAUCUGGGGACUUGCAACACAUCCUUCAAGAGAUUUUUUCCUUUCCGCUGCAGAAGAUGGAACAGUAAGACUCUGGGAUAUUGCUGAUAAAAAGAUGCUAAAUAAAGUCAAUUUGGGUCAUGCUGCCCGUACUGUAUGCUAUAGCCCUGAAGGGGACAUGGUAGCUAUUGGCAUGAAAAAUGGAGAAUUUAUCAUUUUACUGGUGACUUCUCUAAAAAUAUGGGGAAAGAAAAGAGAUAGGAGAUGUGCCAUCCAAGACAUCAGGUUUAGUCCAGACUCCAGAUAUUUAGCAGUGGGUUCUAGUGAGAAUGCUGUGGAUUUUUAUGACCUAACAUUGGGUCCUACCCUUAAUAGAAUUAGCUACUGCAAAGACAUCCCAAGCUUUGUUAUUCAAAUGGACUUUUCGGCUGACAGCUGUUAUCUUCAGGUCUCCACAGGUUCAUACAAACGGCAUGUCUAUGAAGUGCCUUCAGGAAAACAGCUGAUGGAUCAGGCUGCCAUUGACAGAAUAACUUGGGCUACAUGGACUAGCAUUCUAGGAGAUGAAGUAGUUGGAAUAUGGUCAAGACAUACUGAGAAAGCUGAUGUCAAUUGUGCCUGUGUAUCUCAUUCAGGAAUCAGCCUUGUAACUGGAGAUGACUUUGGCAUGGUCAAGCUAUUUGACUUUCCAUGUCCAGAAAAAUUUGCAAAACACAAGAGGUUCUUAGGUCAUUCUGCACAUUUGACCAAUAUUCGGUUUACAAAUGGGGAUCGACAUGUUAUCAGUGCUGGAGGAGAUGACUGCAGCUUAUUUGUCUGGAAAUGCAUACAUAUGCCACACUGAAGGAAACGGGAAUGCUAAGAAGAUACUAUAAAAUUAUUCAAGAAUACAAAAAGAAAAGCCUUUGCAUGAUCAAGAAAUGGUGCUAACUCCAAAAUGAAUCAAAUUGGGGAAAUGCCUAGAAUCUUAUCAGAAAGAUUAUUAAUCUAUAGUAUAUUUGCUGUGGUACCUAAUCAUGUUGGUAAUCUGUUCACUGCCAGAUAUUCAAAAUAAUAUUCAGAUAAAUCACAGAGUUGAAUGUGAUCUUCACAUAAGAUCAAGGAUUUUAUUUUAAACAAAAGUUAUUUUUUUUCUGGGCUUUCAGUAUCAAUUUGGCAAAGCCAUGAGGUACAGUUUAUGGUGUAAUCAGGAAUUAUUUUUUUGGGGGAAGGGGGAUGUAGGUAAAAGACCUUUAUUCUUUAUAUUCCCACUUUUUUCUCUACCUUGCCCAUUCCUGUUCACCUUUUAGUUUCAUUUUCUUUAACCUUACUAUACAGUUAUAUAGCUAUUCUUUCCCACUCUUCUCUCCCCCCAAAACAAAAAGCAUUGGUUAUUUUUGAUCUAAAAAUGAAUGCUGAUAAAAAUGGUCAGUCAUGCAGAAAAUAUUUUUGAAAGCUACCUACUAAAACGCUAUAUCCUAUUUUGUUAAGGAAAAUGAAGUUAUUUCAGAGUGUAACUUCAUUUCAGCAAAUUUUGCAAAUUAAAAAUCUAAUAAUGGCUUACAUACAAUAAAUUUUCCCAGAGAAAAUUUGGUAUUGUAUAAAAACUUAUGUUUAUAAAAACUGAAGUCAUUGCAAAUUUUGUAACUAUCCUAUCUACAAUGAGUAAAUAAACUAAAUACACAUGAAGCUGCUCUCAUAGACCAGUAGUAAUUUGAUUUUUGCCAUGACUCAGAAAAUUUUUUACUUUGUGAAUGCUGAAAAGUAUAACUCUUAAUUACUAUUUUAUGAAUAAACCUAUUGCGAUUUCAACAUCAAAUUUUUAAGAUGAUAUAUUAUCACAGUCCGAAAAUGUUUGAGUUCUCAUCACCUUUUUCUGAGGUUCAGAAAUUAGCCAUAUAAACAAAGAACAUUUAGUACCCUAAAUAGAAAAUUGGAGUGGUGAUUCUCAUGUUAUUUGUGGGAUAAAUAAUACUAGCAUAAUGAAAUAUUUUUAAAGUAAUAGAAAUUUUAGGCAGGAAUAAAACUUAACUGGAAGGCAACAUGUUUGAAAGCCAUGAUGAUUCAUGUUUUGAUAAGAUUUAGAUGGCGUGUCUGACAUUUCUUCCAAUCUUGGGAUUAAUACUAUUUUACUUGGACUUGUAAAAUAUUAUUCACACAACAAAUUUAUUUUUAAAAAAUUAUGAAUAUGAAAUAAAUUCAUUGGUUUAUGAUAAAUACUUGGCAUAAAUUUAGUGUGAAGGAAAAUUGUUUUUUCCCUAUUGGGAAGAUUCACACAAUCUUCUACAGACUGGUUGGUUUCCACCGAUUUAAAAAUACUAAAUCAAAUGAACGUUGGAUCUGUUUCAAAAUUGAUCACAUUAAAAAAUUACUGCCUGGCUAAUUUAGACAAAUGAGUGAUACUUUACUCAUUUGUCUAUUAUUUCUUCGUAAGGACAAAUAAUUUGUACCAUUUUAUGUAUGAAAUUAAAGUCCAAUCCCAAUUUAGAAAAUUCUUAUAACAUCUAUUUAAAAUACCUAAAAAAUCUAUUGUGGGCUAGCUGUUCCUUUUCCCUGCGCCUCCUCUCCCCCCAGUCCUUAAGAUAGAUAACUUGGAUGUAAACUAUUACAUUAAGUCAUUGGAGUACAAUGUUUUAAACUGCUGCAAAAAACACAUUGAUAUGUCCCAGUGGCAUAAUUUAAUAUGGCAUCCAGAUGUAUCCAACUGCUUUCAAAAUUAGCUCAAUGUAGAAAAACAAGUCAUUUGCCUUUAUGAACAAUGCAAAUAUUUGCUAUUUGUGGAAUUCUGAGAACAAUUAUUUAAUUAUAUGUCAAAUGCAGAUCAUUGUUCUCUGAGGCAAAAACAUCAGAGGUAAAUAAUGUUAAGAUUCUCUAUUUGUAAGACAUGAGUAGUUAGAAAUUCUGAAUAGCAUUCCCAAAUACAUAAGUUCAUUUGGAAAGAUAGAUGAAAUAUGUUCUCUCAUGUCCUCUAUUCAUAGAAACUCUAAUAUCAAUGGAUUCUCCCAAAUUCUGGAUAAAACUAGUUUUAGGAUUCAUUCAUUUUCUUAAUCUUUUAAGCAAUUCUCACUUAACAAAUUUCCCUAAUAAUAUAGGCACUACACUGAAGAAGUAGUGAAAAGAAACUUCUUCUAAACUGCUCAGUGAAACAAUUCAUUUCAAAAACUUUUAAUGUUCAUUCAGCACAGAACUAGAUCUGUUUCCAAUUAGUGAUAAUGCCAAUUAAGCAAUAGUAAAAUGUUAGACUAUGGAGUAAAUCAACUUUGUCCAACUACUUAAUGCUUUUAAACAACAGAUCUUAGUUUUACCUUUUAAAUAUAGAUAAGAAACAUAGCUGCAGUACUGAAAUCUUAACUUUUUCUAAAUGAUGGAUUUUAACAAGAAUUUAUUUGGCAAAGUAUCAUAUAAAGUCAUUUCAAUAUAAGACAGUACUGAGUAGCAUGCUCAGAUUUCUUCUCUGUAUCCCAGACAUUUUAAAAAAUUUGCACUGAAAAGAAAGGGGAGAUUUUUCCCUCUCAGGCAGGGCAUAGGUCAGUCUCUAUUGGGAAUGAGCUAUUUUGGAAAAUCAGGUUAGGUGACUUCUUAAUUUACAUCUGUAAAAUUUGGCAGAUAUUAGACAGCCUUAAUCCAAGUCCUCAUUAGUUAAAAUUUAAAAUCAUGUUGCUAAUUUUAUUUUCAAAAAUUAAUUAUGGGGAAGAUAAAAUGUUAGGUCACAUGGGUAUAUACUGCCAUAUUUUAUUAAAAUCUUUUCAGUUUCAUUUUUAAAACCCUGAAGAUUAUUUUUGUGUGCAUGACAUGAUUUAUUUGGUUAAUUUUAUCAACUUGAUUUGUAAUCUAUUACUUCCUGUUAACCUGUAAUUUCACUGGGUUUAUUAUAAACACAAGCAUGCCAAAGCCUACUAUGCACUCUUUGUACCAAUCACUGUGCUAUUAUUGUCAAGACCAAAACCAUCUCCUUUGUUUGAUCCUCUGUUCUUGUUAAUUCUGGAUCAAACUCUAAAAAUUACCCAGCAUUUGUUUUGUGUGUUUUUUCUUAUGUCAUAGAAACUGUAGCUAAAAGAACAAAGUAGUUAUAUUUUUAUGUAAGUGGCAAAAUGUUAUAGUUCAAGAACAAAAACAAUUUCUCACAUAUUAGAAUGAUUUUUCUCCCCAGAGAAGUUCCAACAGUUGUUAACCUGUUUGGUUUUUUGUUGUUGUUGUUUAAGUAUGAGUGGAGAUAAUCCUAUUAUAGUCUCUUUUUUUCUAAAUGGCAUUAGCCAUUUGAACCAAAUGUUUAUUUACUUUGCUUUAUAAACAUUUUUUGGGGGGUGAGGGAAGGCCUUGUUUCUGUCAUUAAGUUUAGAUUAGUUUAAUAAGAAUGUGAGGGAAGUAUCUUUUCCCCUAAACCAAACAGCUUUGUACUUUGAGGAGAGGUGGAGAAGGUGGUGCUGUAAAAACUGCAUAAAAAUGUAUUUUUAGUCUGCUUCUCCUUUCCUUUCCCUAUUAUUAAAUCAUGCCUUUAGAGUCAGUGUAGCAAUUCUAACUUUUCUCCAUUUUGUGAAACAAGCAAGUUUCUAAAGGAGAUUCUUCUAUUAAAUAGUAGCUUAGCUUGUUCAUUCCCUAUAGGAUGAACCAAGCCAGUAUCUUAUGUAAACAGCUCAAUAACUGGAAAAUUAGAUUGAGUUAAUAUGUAUUUUUUCUUGUUAACCUACUUAAGGAGGAAAAAUUUAACCCUUUUAAGUUAGCUCCUUCUAUUCAUAUUUGUUUUUCAAAAAUCAAUGUUUCCAUCUCUACUUUAACUAAAUAAGGAAUGUUCUUUAAAGCCAAUUUUGCAUUGUUUUAUUCUGAAGUAUGUAUGACAAAUUUUGCUUUUAAUCAAAUGGAGCUUUCCCCCCUUUUCUAUGUUAUAUGGGCCCAAAGAUAUAGUCAUAUUAAACAUGUGAGGGAUAUCUUUAAAUGUGUUCCUCUUUUAUCUAUUUGGGCAUUUAAUCCUUGACUUUAUAGUUCUGUAAUUUAAAAAUAUAUAAUUCAGAUCUGCUUUAUUAAAAAAAAAAAAAACUUACUACAUAUGCUGUAUAUGCUGUUCAACAAUUAUAAUUUCCUGGCUUGUUAAAUUUUCAUAAUGUGAAGAUGUAUGUAUAGCUAUAUAUUUGUUAAAGCAGAGUUUAAUUUGUGUAGCAAAUGUUUUAUGAUAUCCUGUAUAUAUACUUGUAAAAAUUCUUUUGUAUAUUUUUUGUGAAAAUGUCAUUCCCCAAAAGAUUUACUGAAAAAAGCAUAUGUAACUUAAUAGUAAAUGAAAACAUUUUAAAGAAUUGCACAUUGUACACAGUUUUUGCAGUUACCAUCUAAAUGUUUUACUAAAAAAACAAACAGAC
Molecule: messenger RNA, 10716 nt
Organism: Antechinus flavipes (yellow-footed antechinus)
Lineage: Eukaryota; Metazoa; Chordata; Mammalia; Dasyuromorphia; Dasyuridae
Gene: EML5
Product: EMAP like 5
Molecular function (GO): microtubule binding
Source: RefSeq, a predicted model, not a curated record